Molecule: messenger RNA, 1491 nt
Organism: Elgaria multicarinata webbii
Lineage: Eukaryota; Metazoa; Chordata; Lepidosauria; Squamata; Anguidae
Product: secreted frizzled-related protein 2-like
Exons: 4
Coding region: 88-987 (299 amino acids)
Biological process (GO): non-canonical Wnt signaling pathway; canonical Wnt signaling pathway
Molecular function (GO): Wnt-protein binding
Source: RefSeq, a predicted model, not a curated record
CCAAAGCCGCCCGCAGAAGGGUGCGGAGCCAGAAUGAAGAGGCCUCAUGUGGGGUUCAGUGAACAGCCACAAGCCAAAUAAAACAAAAUGGUUUUAAGGCUCCUCAUGGACAUCCGGGGGCUUUUGGCUCUCCUGCUGGCCGCCUGGAGCUCCUCCGCCUCCGCCUUCCCCCACCACCUGGCCCAGCUGAGCUCGCGGCGCAGCAGCUGCAAGCCCGUGCCCAGCAGCAUGAGCCUGUGCCAUGGCGUGGGCUACAGCGAGAUGCGGCUGCCCAACCUGCUGGGCCACGACACCAUGAAGGAGGCGCUGCAGCAGACCGCGUCCUGGGUGCCCCUGCUGACCAAGCAGUGUCACCGCGACACCAAGAAGUUCCUCUGCUCCCUCUUCGCCCCCGUCUGCAUCAACGAGCUGGACGAGCCCAUCUUCCCCUGCCGCUCCCUCUGCGAGGCCGUCCGGGACGGCUGCACCCCCGUCAUGGCCGCCUUCGGCUUCCCCUGGCCGGAGAUGCUCAACUGCAGCCGCUUCCCUCAGGGCAACGAGCUCUGCAUCCCGCCCCUGGGCCAGGAUGACCGGCUGGACCGGCUGCCAGUCCUCCGAGAAGAUGGGGUGUGCACAGCCUGUCUUGAUACUGGCCAUAGCGAGAAGGAAUUCCUGGAAAAUGCCUGCAGCCGGGAUUUUGCUAUAAAAAUGAGCAUCAAAUCUGUGUCCGGCGUCGAAGGGGACCUGAAAGUGGUUCCGGAGCUCCGCGGCCGCACCCUGUACAAACAGGACGGCUGGUCGGAAGAAGAGCUGAAAAAGCCGGUCCUGUGGCUGACCAACGGAGAGGCCUGCUCCUGCCAGGAGCUGGCGGGGGCUCCGGGAUCCGUGGUCCUGGCCAUGGGGCACAGGGUUGCUGGCCAGCUGGUCAUCUCUUGGGUCAGGAGGUGGCGGAGGGGGGAGAAGGAGCUGAAGAAGUUCUCCAGGGUUGUGCGGAAGCUGCAGUGUUAGCGGCAAAGCCUGGCUACGCGGCCCCUCCUGCCCACCACCCACACGUGGAUCUUCGUGGCUCAAGCCAGAGACUGCUCCAGGUUUUUGCGGGCCCUUGAUGGGCAAAGAGCCCGGGGGGCCCUGUUGGGAGGUGGGCCCUCAGCAGGGGCCCACCUAUGCCGAGCCUUGAUGCCAGACUACCAAAUAAUGCCUGUAAGUUUUGUCUGGCUCUUGGCAGCCACCCAGGUAUUUUCGUUGCCAUUAUAUUAUAGCACGUUGGUUUUUUUAAUUGUUUUCCUUUAAUUGGUUUCCAGUCCAAGUUUCCCGUUAGUUCUUCCCGUUGUAUUUCUGUUUCUCUGUCUUAAAUUCCAUUAGCUCCUUAAUUUUCAUUGCUUGUGUGCGUGUAGGCACCCUAACUGCAUUUGCCAGUUAGGUCUUGGCUGAGUGUCUAUAUUAGGGUGACCUUAUGGAAAGGAGGACAGGGCUCCUGUAUCUUUAACAGUUGCAUAGAAAAGGGAAUUUCAG